AUGGAGUCUACGUCGGUUGGGAUGUCUUACGACCCCUCGAACACACAAGACAACCAACCCUCCCGCAACAAAGUUCUUGUGUCAGUAAUCAGAAAUGACAAAGAGGUGUCAAAAAGAGUUAUCAAUGUGACUGGGACAGCUGAUCUCAUAGAACAAACCCUAUCCCAACAAAGAGACAGUGCAUUCCACCGGCUGUUAAAAUACAAUGCAGAAUUCAACGAUUACAUUGAUGAUGAUGGUGAUGAUGAGGCCAUGAAGCACCUGGAUAGAUACCAAAUCAUCUUGAAGGAGGCUGACCAAAAUGAGGCUGAACCAUUGAAUGCAGGUGAUGAUCGCCGAAGUGGGCCAUUGGAGAACGGGUCUCAAGGACAACCUGAUAGUGCGCCCAGGUUUGAUGCAACUGGUUUGUUGGCACUUAUCAACAGCAAAGCCCCAGCUGUACUUGCUGAAUAUGAAGCAUCUGGAACACUCUCUCUGACAUCCCGAAAACGCCUUGUAAGAAUAGGUGUCAGCAAUCUCGUUGAGCAACGGGGAUUCUACCCAUCCAGUGCUGACAAGGUGAUGCUGGCCAAAAGCAUGAUUGCAGUCUUCCCAUCACUCAUGAUCAAGAUACAAGAGAACGAAGGAUUUGAGCACUUCUAUGAUCCAGUGUCACACUGUGGGUUCAUUGAGAUGAAACUGCGGAACCUGCGGAGAAGCCUUCAGGAUGACCAGAGACGCUAUCGUAAACGUAGACGGUCCAGUGAUGGCUUUGCGGGAGAAGUUCCAUAA
This is a messenger RNA of Engraulis encrasicolus (European anchovy), 771 nucleotides long. RefSeq lists its product as uncharacterized. The coding region runs from base 1 to 771 and encodes 256 amino acids. NCBI's taxonomy places the organism in Eukaryota, Metazoa, Chordata, Actinopteri, Clupeiformes, Engraulidae. The record is from RefSeq and is a predicted model, not a curated record. The transcript has 7 exons.